GAAACAGAAAAGAAACCGAAAGCAAAAAAGCUCUUCUCAGCUCAGUUCCAGGUCUACUGCCAUUCACAAUGUUUACACUCAGCAACACAGAUUUGAUACAGGAACCACAUUAAGAAAACCUCACCACAAAUUUCCAAUUAAUUAAUUUUGCAGAAACAAGACACAUUUCAACUAAGAAGACAAGUAGUUCAUCAACAAAUGAAUACCUCGGGUAAACCCUACGAGUGGCAGCUGUUUGAUGGACAGCAAUGGUUGCAGAUACAAAACGAUAUUAUAAUCGAGUAUAACUACUGCCAGCCAGGAACAAAAGGGAUCACCAUUGAUACAGACAAGGGACCUCUUUACAUUGAUUAUGAUGCCAUGACAAUAAACGCCUUGUUGUCCACGACUUUUGAUGGCCUUGCUGUACGACGACUAUCGUCUCUGUCUCACAAUCAGAGAGAAGAUGUGGGCUGGUACUACAAAGACAACAAUUCCUGGUGUGAAUAUGGGUUACAGGGAUCAAGUAACAGCACGUCAUCAAUAAACAGUCGGGACAUAGAGCAGCACUAUAACUCCAAUCCCACAAGCAUCCUCCAGUUUAUAACAGGAAAAUAUAAAUACAAUUUGAACUUCUCUGCAAUGAUACAAACCAACCUGUCUACUGGCAAACAGAGAGAAGUGAGGAGGAGGCCAAAGUUUAACACCAUAACCUAUGUAAACAACAGUCUGAACAUUGACCCGUUUACAUCGACCAUAAACCCAUCUCCAUCAGCUACACAUACUGCAAAUGCAUCCACAGAGGUAUCCUGGCAGUUUAUGGGUGAUGAAGGCAUGUGGACAGAGUAUCAGAAACCAAGUUCUUCUCUGGAGAGUAGUGUGAUAGAGAGAGAGUAUCAGAGGAAUCCACAAGGCCAGCUUGCUUUCACGGCUGGGCGUUACAAUUACUCUCUCAAUUUUAACGGUAUGUACCAGAUCAAUUUGACAUAUAAAACAAGACGAGCUGUCCGGAGAGUCUCUGCAGAUGAGAGCAACAGUACUCUUUGCCAAGCUUGCUGGCAGUUUAAAGAUGUAGACGGCCGCUGGAAAGUCUUUGUUAAAGGCACUGGGAAAGGGAAAUGUACUGUCUCGAUUCAGGAAAUUGAGAUGCAGUACCAGCAGAACACAGCAGGGAUUUUACAUUACAGCUCAGACCAGUUCAGCUACAAACUUGACUUCUCAGAAAUGACCCAGACUAACUUGUCCACUGGUAAGAGGAGGCCAGUCCGACGUGUCUAACUUCAAGAGCUGGAGUUUAUCUAGCAUUUCUCAGGAUGUUUAUUCAUUUUAAAACCUUUAUUAUACAUCUUUACUUUCCGAGCUGCUGAUCUGUAUAUCUGAAGUCCUAUCAAUUUUACUGCCUAAAAAACAUCUCACCAGAACAAUACCAGAUUUGUGCAUAUUUGUAUUAAAGAUAGAAAUUGGGCAUCACUGUAAAAAUAUAUUAUUUACUGAUAAUUUAGUCUUCCCUGACAUCUAAUCACUGUUUACUUCAUUUCUUUAUCGUGUGGUUCAUGGAAUAAUGUGCCUGUUUAUUUGUGUCUGCUGUUAUCACAGAUCACUGGCAUUUUUGUCAUACUGUAUAAACACAUUGCGAAGAUAAUCUGUAACACUUAAAUACCGAUGUUUACUGUGCACUUUGAUUAAACUUUAUUUAAACAUUAAA
Tachysurus vachellii is the source of this 1684-nucleotide messenger RNA. RefSeq lists its product as uncharacterized. Gene Ontology annotation, molecular function: zinc ion binding. Lineage: Eukaryota; Metazoa; Chordata; Actinopteri; Siluriformes; Bagridae. Bases 199 to 1257 code for a protein of 352 amino acids. The record is from RefSeq and is a predicted model, not a curated record. The transcript has 14 exons.